Messenger RNA from Papilio xuthus (Asian swallowtail), 2074 nucleotides. RefSeq names its product zinc finger protein 2 homolog. Lineage: Eukaryota; Metazoa; Arthropoda; Insecta; Lepidoptera; Papilionidae. Gene Ontology annotation, molecular function: zinc ion binding. Gene Ontology annotation, cellular component: nucleus. The record is from RefSeq and is a predicted model, not a curated record. The coding region runs from base 303 to 2045 and encodes 580 amino acids. The transcript is spliced from 12 exons.
CAAUGAAUUUGUAAUAUCGCGGUUAAAGAGAGUUUAGCUUUAUAUUAACUCUCAAUUGGGAUGUCAGGACAUAAUAACUGAUUUGUGUUUUAAAAGGCGUUACAAAGCAGAAAAUUCUGUCAACCCUGGUCUCCACCUGUCCGCCAUAUUGUUGUAGUGUAACUUCAAGAGAUAUCAACACACAAGUCUCUGUAUUUCCUUGCUCUGUGCAUUUAAAUAUUUGUAAACAAAAUAUAUAAAAUUAUUUAUUGUUAAAUGCCGGGCAUGGCCUAGUUAUAGCUCAAACAGUGUAUUUAGUUAACAUGGCAGAUAUAUUAGUAUGUCGCAUUUGUUUGUCGAAAGACAAGAAGUUGUUUAAUUUAUUUAAAAACAAAUUGGCGGAACCAUUUGAAAUUCUUACUGGAAUACAGAUAUCAGAAUGUGAUGGUCUGCCACAUAAGAUAUGCAGCUUUUGCAGUACUCUUCUACAGAAAUGUGUGUCCUUUAAAGAGAAAUGUUUGAGCAGUCAUGAAUUUCUUAAAUACUCUGUGCUGGAACAUGGAAUGAUAUCCGUGAAUUAUCUACACACGUUUAAUAAAGAUUUAAAUUUCUCACAGAUAACUAAAACUGACACACUAACCAUAGAUAACAAGGAAGAACAGAUAAAAUUAGAGGAUAAUAUUGACGAAGAAACUUUACUUGAUACAAAAGUUGAAAGUAAAAAGAAAAUAAAGAAAGAGAAGAGAAAAAAGAUAAAUGAAGUUAUAAAUUUUGAAAACGUAAUAGUUAAGAAGGAAGAGGAUGUUUUCGAUUAUGAUGAUUUGGAUUUUACAGUGACAGAUACAGUGGAUAUACAUGAAGAUAUACAGGAUGUUGAAAUUGUAGUAUUAAGUAAACAAGAACAAAUAGAGGAAGUUGAAUCGAGAAAAACAUCUGUGAAUUAUUUGAAUUCAUUCUAUAAAUGUGAUAAAUGUUACAAAGGUUUUAUAACUGAAUCAACGUUUAGGAAUCAUAUGGCAAAAUAUGAUCCCAAAAACGGUGAAUUUGUAUGCGAGGUGUGCCGGGCGCGACGGCCUAGUGCGCGGCUGUUGCGCGCGCACGUGCUCUCCUCACACGCGCGUAAAUACAUUUGCAAGAUAUGCGGACAUGUCUCGCGUGAAAGUUACAAAGCAAAGGAACAUUCAAAUUGGCACAAAGGUUUUUCAUUUAUCUGCAAAAUAUGUGGAGCUUCCUUUGUUAAAUCUACAAGUCACCUGACGCACAUGAGGUUACAACAUCCUUCAAACAGCUCGUGUGACAUUUGUGGGGAGUCAUUCAUUGGGGAACAUGGACUUAAGAUGCAUAAACGACGCGCGCAUAGAGACGAACAGGAUCAAGAAACAAAAGUUGUAUCCCACUGUGAGAAAUGUUCCGCUGAGUUUUUUAAUUUAGACGCGUUGAAGAUUCAUUUAGAUGUUGCUAAGAAUGGUUCAUGUGAUACUGAAUUAAGAUGGUGUCCAUAUUGUGCUCUGGGUUUGGAUACAAUUGAAAACUUCAAUGACCAUAUAAAGGUACAUCAAAAGGAAAUCGUCCCAUGUCAAGAUUGUCCGCGCACGUUCGCGACAGCGCGCUCUCAGGCGACGCACUACCAGCGCGUUCACCUCGGCGUCAAACUGCGCCACAACAAGCCCACACUCAAACACGUCUCUGAGUGCGCUGUCUGUGAGCUCUGCGGCAAGAAGUGUGUCUCUAAAGCUAUCUUGACAUAUCAUCAAAGGAUCCACACAGGAGAGAAACCUUACCAAUGUUCUCAGUGCCCGAAGAAGUUUGGUUUGCAGCAGCAAUUGACGAUUCACAUGCGUAUCCACACAGGAGAGUGUCCGUACAAAUGUCCUCAUUGUCCUAAAGCAUUCAAACAUAAAGCCGCUCUCAACAGACACGACCGGGUGCACACAGGAGUGAAGCCUUACAUUUGCCCUCACUGCGGGAAAACCUUCACGCAGUCAAACUCUAUGAAACUGCACGUCAACACGGUACAUUUGAAAAUGCCCGACCCAUACAGGAAUAGACGGAAGAAGAAUAUCUAAAUUUGUUUAAUAAAUUAUUUAUGUACUGA